Molecule: messenger RNA, 966 nt
Organism: Anopheles marshallii
Lineage: Eukaryota; Metazoa; Arthropoda; Insecta; Diptera; Culicidae
Gene: RNaseX25
Product: ribonuclease Oy
Exons: 3
Coding region: 1-966 (321 amino acids)
Biological process (GO): RNA catabolic process
Cellular component (GO): extracellular region
Molecular function (GO): RNA binding; ribonuclease T2 activity
Source: RefSeq, a predicted model, not a curated record
AUGGAUGUGGAGCUAGUUACCAUCAGUACGGUAAGCAUGAUCUUUCGUAUUGCUUGCGUUACACUUUUCGUGCAAUUUUGUCUUGCAGCACCGAGCAGAAGCGGUUAUGAAGAUUCACGGGAAAACUCUGUUGAUGCUGUAGAUCAGCUGCAUCCAUUCGAUCUACUCAUUUUCACUCAACGAUGGCCGAUCACCGCUUGUUACGAAUGGCGUGAAACGGGCAAAGGCCAUAUCUGUGGUCUUCCGACACCUGCCACCGUUUGGACAAUUCAUGGCAUCUGGCCGACGAAGUAUAAUACAAUAGGACCCGCAUUCUGUAACAAGUCGGCCAUUUUCGAUUUAUCCCAGCUUACAUCGAUCGAGCAGCAGCUGAAAGAACACUGGCUGAAUGUGGAGAAAAACAAGCCGGACGAUUCACUUUGGGAACACGAAUGGUUAAAGCACGGUACCUGUGCCGCCGAGGCAAUCGAGCAGCUGAGCACGGAAAAUAAAUACUUUAACCAGGGUCUUACCUGGUUGGAGCAACAUUCCGUCAAUGCAGCUUUCGCUGCGAGUGGAGACAUCCAGCCCGGUUACAAUUACAGCCUAACGACGCUUAACAAGGCUCUGUUUGAUUAUUAUGGGAAGAAUGUAGCGAUCGAAUGUUUCUAUGAUCACAAAACGCAUCAGCAGCUGCUGAACGAGAUACGCAUCUGCUUCGACAAGCAGCUUCAAUCGGUUGAUUGUGAUGGCAUUGUGGGCAUGGAACGUAUGGCAAUACCGAAUGCUCGCGUUGGCACGGUGAUAAGUAACUGUAAUGUUGCAAACCCCAUCUUUUAUCCGAAUGCUGCACCAAAAGAUAUGAAACAGAAGGUGAUGGAUCCAGAAGCGACGUACGAAACAAUUUUGGAAGCUACCGGCGAUGAACAAGAUAUUGGUGAACUGCAAACGUACGAAGUAGUUGAGGUUAUUUUAGUUAAGCAUUAA